This is a messenger RNA of Eriocheir sinensis (Chinese mitten crab), 5011 nucleotides long. Its product is annotated as hepatocyte nuclear factor 6-like. The transcript is spliced from 8 exons. Gene Ontology annotation, biological process: regulation of transcription by RNA polymerase II. Bases 1016 to 3268 code for a protein of 750 amino acids. Lineage: Eukaryota; Metazoa; Arthropoda; Malacostraca; Decapoda; Varunidae. Gene Ontology annotation, cellular component: nucleus. The record is from RefSeq and is a predicted model, not a curated record. Gene Ontology annotation, molecular function: DNA-binding transcription factor activity, RNA polymerase II-specific; RNA polymerase II cis-regulatory region sequence-specific DNA binding.
AGGGGCUGUCCAGGUGUGUUGGUGUGUGUGGGCUGUGGUGGGCGGCGUGCAGGUGUGCAGGUGUGCCGUGCCAGGUGGCAGGUGCUGGGGGCCCCGGGGGGCGUGGAGGGGCGCCCCGGGCCUGCAGGUGUCUCAUUGACUGGUGACGGGGAUGCGAUUGACCUCCGGCCGCGCAGUCACCGUUGCUUCACGAGGCCAGCCUCUCUGCCACGGCGGCGGCUGGCACACAGGGGAGCCGUGUGGCUGCCGCAGGGGGCGUUGUCGGCUGGGGUCGUGCCUGGGGAGUGCUUAGUGCCUGGCGGAGGUCAUGUUGUCAUCGUUGGUGAGGGAAAUGCUAUUGAUCAGAAGAAAGGAAGUUAUCGGGUAAGACAGGUGAGAUCAAUAGGGCCGCGCCAUGUGCUCGCCCCACGUGGGUUUGUAUACGUCCCGGCCCGCAGGAGACGUGGCCGGCGGCCCCGGUGCUCCUCGGGGCCCCGCGGGGAGUGUGGCUGCCCGGGGCGUCCCUUGCCGCUGCGCCGCUCCCUGCCAUCCAAACACGCCGUAGGUCCAACAAUGGCAGCCCCCAACGCCACUGGAAUAGUGCCUCUCAUUCCAGGCCUGGAACGGCCGGGCGGCGCGAUGCCGGCUGCAGCUUUUCGUCUCGCGCCCUCUCGGUAGAGUGUUCCGUGGUGUGUGUGGUUCGGGCGCGACACACACCACACAAAGGCGGCGGCUGCUUCAGGUCUUUGCCGUCCCUGGCCUGGAUAAGGUAGCAAAAGCAACAUUUUGUCCAUGUAAACAAAGAGUGCCUAGCUUCACACCCCCGGCCGAGCUGCGUACUGGGGUGCGCGAAGUGUAACCAUACAAACAUGGACGUCUGUGGAAGGGCAAGUCUCGUGAUUUUGUGAAAAUUUAGUGACUUCUCGCUUGGCCAGGGCUCCCAGGGUGCGACCAGGAUCGAGAUUAAGGUAUUGUUGUCGGUCUGGUGUAGCCACCACGGUGUUGGAGGACGUGGCCAGGCCGCUAUAGAGGUGAGAUGAGCGAGCCCGAGGCAGGCGAGGGGGCCGGGGCCGGGGGGGAGCGCGGCGAGAGUCCGGGGCUGGGCGGGUGCGGGGCUGCGGGUCCUCCAGCUGCUGACUCGCCCGCCACCGCCACGGCUGUCGCUGCCUCGCCACUCUGCUCGUCACCGCCGUCCCCUCCAGCCCCAGAGCCCGACGACCCCUCGCCGACCCCCGCGCGCGCCUCAGUCGCGCGACACGUGCCCCCGCGCCCGGACCACCUCGCCCCCGCGCACCACCCGCCGCUCUCCCUCGCCACGCACCACAACAGCCCCGAUCCCGACGAUCCCGACGACGACCCCGACCUGCAGCCGCGCAUUCUGCACACACAGACGGUCGCCCUCCACCACCCGGAGGACGACUCGGAACUUUCGCCCUCGGCUCACGUGAACUACAAGGACGAGCCCCUCAGUGUUAGUGUGGUGCACGAGGACUCUCAGUUGGACUCCCAUGACUCAGGCCUGCUGAGUCCCAGUGAACUCUCUCCCCGCGAAGGUCAGGUUAGUGUCCCCAGCAUGAUCGACGCGUCGGACUUCCGUUCCCUCCAGCCGGAGCCCAUCUACCAGAACCUGUCGUCGAUGAACGGCCGCAUGUCGCCGCCGGGCUUCUCGCCGUCGUCGGCCAGCAGCUAUGCCACACUCACGCCGCUGCAGCCGCUGCCGCCCAUCAGCACCGUGUCGGACAAGUUCGCGUACGGGCACGCGGGGAACGUGUCGGGCAGCUUCACGGUGAUGCAGAACAACGGCCUGGGCAACAUGCUGUCCAUGGGCUCGCCUUACCAGUACGACAAACUCUCCAUGUCGCCGCCGCACUACACCACCAACAACGGCCUGGGCCUCAACCUGGGCCACCAGCACUCGCCCCUGUCCCCACACUCCUACCAGAACGGCCUGGCGUCCCCGCAGAAGUCCCUCAGCCCCAACGGCUACGACUCCCCCUACACGAGGCAGGACAUGAGCCGCACCACGCUGGCGGCGCCGCAGUCCCCAACACUGUCGCCGCCCGUGUCCCUUCACUCGCCGCCGCAGGCUUUUUCUAACUUCAGCGCGGCGCCCACGCCGACCCUCACCACCACGUCCCUCAACAUGAACGGCCUGUCCGGCGGCAGCGGCCUGGGCUCCCUCUCCCCACAGGCGGUGUCGCCACACAGCCCCAACUACAGCCCCCACCACCACCUGCAGGUGCCGCCGUCGCCGCCGCCCAUCAAGCAGGAGCCCACCCUGCACAGCGCCAGCCUGGGCUGCCAGCUGGCCAACAUGACGCCCACCAUGCCCACCACCAUCUCCCAGAGUCCCCCACACGCCCACAUGGCCGUCACCAUGGCGCAGCAGGCCAUGGUGCCCACGGCUCCCAUGUCCGUGGCCACGGCAUCGGUGGGCGGGCCGCAGGUGCCUAUGAAGACCCCCCAGAUGGCCACGACGAGCGCGGGCAGCGUGGGCGCGGGUGCGGGCGAGGUGGAAGAAAUCAACACGAAAGAGCUGGCGCAGCGCAUAUCCGCCGAACUCAAGCGUUACUCGAUCCCGCAGGCCAUCUUCGCCCAGCGUGUCCUGUGUCGGUCCCAGGGCACGCUGUCAGACCUGCUCAGGAACCCCAAGCCCUGGUCCAAGCUCAAGUCGGGCCGCGAGACCUUCAGACGCAUGUGGAAGUGGCUGCAGGAGCCUGAGUUCCAGCGGAUGUCAGCCCUCAGAUUAGCAGCCUCGAUGGUCACAGGUACGUCAUCGGUGCCGCAGGAGGCGCCGCCCCCACCAGCUUCUCAGUGCCGCCAGAAUUACGGUGGGUACGGAUAUGCUGAUCCAUCGAGACCAACCGGGGGAGAUCCAUCAUACUACCAAGCCGGCUUUCAAGUAAAAGCUUCAAGUUCAUCCUGCAAAAGGAAAGAGGAACAGCAAAGCCACCCCGAGCAGCAGCCUGCGCCCAAGAAGCCACGUCUGGUUUUCACGGAUUUACAACGUCGUACACUGCAAGCUAUUUUUAAGGAGACGAAGCGGCCCAGCAAGGAGAUGCAGGUGACCAUCGCGCGGCAGCUGGGCCUCGAGCCCUCCACCGUUGGCAACUUCUUCAUGAACGCUCGCCGCCGCUCCAUGGACAAGUGGAAGGACGACAACGAGGGCGGGUCCAAGGUGUGCGGGCUGGCCCCGGGGGGCACGGUGGUCCACAUGGGCCAGGUGCCUCAGAUGAGCAACCAGACCAACACCAUGUCGGGCCACUGCCUCGACGAGCACGACUUGUGACAGGCCACGCCGCAGCCCCUGGUCUACCUGGCGCCGCAGUAGCCGCGCAGCCCACGCCCACCGGCAAACGCUACGGGACAGGCGCCCGCGGGCACCCUCAGCAAUAGCGCGACCCCCAGUCGGUCCGCCCUCCGGGCCCGCCCCGGCCCCCGCCUCGCCCCGCCGCACAGUACAAGCAAGCAGCCCGUCAGGGGCGCGGUGGUGGUGGUGGUGGUGGCGGCCCGCACGCCCACACACGCCACAGGUCACUUCAGGUCACAGCAGACGAUGCUCGGUCAGGGCGGGAAGGAUCCAGCCAACCAAUGAUCUCAGCACACUCCGCAUCGGUCACUAGUCACGCCAAGAUGGAUUUGUCAUAGUGAUAAGUUUACCCUCAUAUUAGUCUAGAGGACUUUGAUGUUGAGUAUUUAUUUUUAUGUAUUUAUUGUGUAAGUCACCAAGUAACUCAGUUUUGUAAGUGAGCCUCAGUCAGCGGCGGCCCCGCGGCCCCGAGCCCCGCCGCCCGGGGCGCCGGCCAGGCCGCCGCGCACGAGUCUAGUCACCUUCGCCUCAGUUCGUUUCGUCGAGGCCAGUCAUCGGUCACCACGCCUAGUCAGGUUAUGCCAUUCCAACUAAUCAAAGCUCAGAUCUUUGCUAGUCAUCGGGAAUUCGCAGACAUUCCAGAACUUUGCCAAAGAAUGGAAACAAAUUGUACUUAAAGAGUAUUUUUUGCAGCUGUGGUAACAUUUACACAUGUACUUAAUUUAGUGUUGCUAAUUUAUUGAUAACUUAUUUUCCAUGUUUAUGUACUAAGUUUGUUAUACUAUAUUUUUAUAUUAGGGAGAAGUUGAAGGGGCGGCGGGGGCACGGGGGGACGGGGCGGGGCAGGAUGGGGCGGGGCAGGGGGCCCGGCGUGCCCUGUUCCCCCCACCCCGCCCCGCCGACCCCGCCCGCCCAGCCCCGCCGCCGGUAGUGUUUUACGUUCCGUGUCUGGCGACGCUGCUAACAAACUCAGUUAGGAUUUUUGUGGCGCCGCGUUAUGUGAUGAGUUGUGUAGGUGACGCCGCCGGCGUGGCCCUAACAAGAUUGAGAUGAAAAUUUAUGUUAAUCUGCAGCGCCGCGCCACCCAGGCAGUCAAUCAGUGAGUGCGGGCGGCCUGCGGGCGGGGCCUCACUCCCCCCGGCCGCUCCCCCCCACCCCCGCCAGGUGGGGGCACCUCUAUCAUAUAUUAUUUUUUGUUGUUUUUGUUGAUGCGCCGCGGCUUAGCGUGCCAUCACGUGUGGCGGCGGGGCAGUGUCGCGGCCGCCGCCACACUCUUCGCCUCCUCAAAAUUCCGUUUCGACCCAAAAAACCCGCAAAGAAAACAACACACACGCCACGCGGCUCGUCCCCGCGGGGCCGGGGCGGGGCCGCCGCCUCGCCCUCCGCCGGGGCCUCUGCCCCACCAGGCACGGUCCCGGCCCCGGCGAGGCUGCCCGGCCCUGUCCCUCCCCGCCCCACCCCGAGGCCCGCCCCAGCAGGGCCUCCUUACUUAGCGGAUGUUCGUUUUUAUUGUUUAGGUGCUUUAUGAAACAUUAUUUUGUAUGAUUACAUUCUUACGUCACGAACACUUGAUAGCGGGGCAGCCUGGCGGCACGGCGCCCCGUCGCUGCCGCCGCCACUGCUUCCAACAGCCCGCCGCCGCGACACGCGCGGGACGAAUCAAAACAGCAGGACACACACACACACACACACACACACACACACACACACACAAAACAACAA